This is a messenger RNA of Elephantulus edwardii (Cape elephant shrew), 925 nucleotides long. It is a transcript of the gene POU2AF1, whose product is annotated as POU class 2 associating factor 1. The transcript has 5 exons. Gene Ontology annotation, molecular function: DNA binding; POU domain binding; transcription coactivator activity. Lineage: Eukaryota; Metazoa; Chordata; Mammalia; Macroscelidea; Macroscelididae. The coding region runs from base 92 to 862 and encodes 256 amino acids. The record is from RefSeq and is a predicted model, not a curated record. Gene Ontology annotation, biological process: positive regulation of transcription by RNA polymerase II. Gene Ontology annotation, cellular component: RNA polymerase II transcription regulator complex.
GGCUACACUAGAGGAAAGCACACCCAGGCCUCACAUUAAAGAAGCCAAGCUGUCUGCUUCAAAGAGAAAAGGCAACAUCCUGUCACAGACCAUGCUCUGGCAAAAACCUCCAGCUACAGAACAAGCCCCAGCGCCACCCCGGCCAUACCAGGGUGUCCGAGUGAAGGAGCCGGUGAAGGAGCUGCUGAGGAGGAAGCGUGGACACGCCAGCAGUGGAGCAGCAGUCACACCUACCGCGGUGGUGCUGCCUCACCAACCCCUGGCGACUUACACCACAGUGGGUCCUUCCUGCCUUGACAUGGAGGUCUCUGCUUCUGCAGUCACCGAGGAGGGUGCCCUGUGUGCAGGCUGGCUCUCCCAGCCGGCCCCCGCCACACUCCAGCCUCUGACCCCAUGGACGCCCUACACAGAGUAUGUGUCACACGAAGCUGUCAGCUGCCCCUACUCGGCUGACAUGUAUGUGCAGCCCAUGUGUCCCAGCUACACAGUUGUGGGACCCUCUUCGGUGCUGACCUAUGCCUCCCAGCCACUCAUCACCAAUGUCACGACAAGAAGUGCUGCCACCCCGACGGCGGGGCCCCAGCUGGAGAGCCCAGAGCACCAGGCACCCCUCACCUAUUUCCCGUGGCCUCAGCCCAUUUCCACGCUGCCCACCUCCACCCUGCAGUACCAGCCUCCAGCUCCAGCCCUGCCGGGGCCACAGUUUGUCCAGCUUCCCUUCUCUAUCCAGGAGCCAGUCAUGCAGGACAUGGAAGAUCCCCGGAGAGCCGUCAGCUCCAUGACUAUCGACAAGCUACUUUUGGAGGAAGAGGAUAGUGAGGCCUACCCGCUCAACCACACUCUCUCAGUGGAAGGAUUUUAGGCUGCCUCUCUCCGGGGGCGCUUCUCUGAAACUGGGAUUUCCAAAUAAGCCUGGAAUUGAGCC